AUGGACCCAACCAAUGAUCCCAACUUUACACCACCGUCUUUGAACCCUAACAUUGAACCUACGGCCCCAUCAUCCAAGAUUCCAAAGAAUGCUCCCAUCCAACCAUUAGUUUUAGCAGAUAUGGGGGAACCUGUUGAUGCUCCUCCACCUCAUCCACAUCCUUCAAUGUCAUCAGCCAAUUUGAAAAAAGUCACCCAUUCCAAAAUUCCUAUCAAACACACGGAAUUAAUUGAUUCCAAUUCAUCUUCAGAUACAGAAAUUUCCACCAAACCUCUGUUCCAUAUAGAAGAUGAUCAGGAAGGUGAGGUAGAAGCUAUUUUACCACCAUCAGUGACAAUUAAGUCCAAUCAAAUCGCUGAUUUGGAAGAAGUUCCUCAUGGAAUUCAACGUCAGGCCAAAAAAAUCGAAGAUUAUCAAUUCCCAACUCAUAGAUUAGCCACUAAAUUGAAUGAUGAUUCCAAAUAUCCCUUAGUUAUUGUGGCUUGUGGGUCAUUUUCUCCAAUCACUUAUUUACAUUUAAGAAUGUUCGAGAUGGCUUUGGAUGCUAUCAAUGAACAAACUCGAUUUGAAGUCAUUGGAGGGUAUUAUUCACCAGUUUCUUCUAAUUAUAAGAAACAGGGACUUGCUUCAAGUCAUCAUAGAGUAAGAAUGUGCGAGUUGGCAUGUGAAAGAACCAGUUCUUGGUUAAUGGUAGAUGCUUGGGAGAGUUUACAACCCAAAUACACCCGAACGGCGUUGGUUUUAGACCAUUUCAAUGAAGAAAUUAAUAUUAAACGAGGAGGAAUUAUGACCAAGAAUGGUAUUAAGAGAGGUGUUAAGAUCAUGUUAUUAGCAGGAGGUGAUUUAAUCGAAUCUAUGGGAGAACCUGAUGUCUGGGCUGAUCAAGAUUUACAUCAUAUUUUAGGAAAGUACGGAUGUUUGAUUGUGGAAAGAACCGGAUCUGAUGUAAGAUCUUUCCUUUUGAGUCAUGAUAUCAUGUAUGAACAUCGUAAGAAUGUGUUGGUGAUUAAACAAUUGAUUUAUAAUGAUAUUUCAUCGACAAAGAUCAGAUUAUUCAUAAGAAGAGGGAUGUCAGUACAGUAUCUUUUACCUAAUUCGGUAAUAAGAUAUAUUCAAGAGCAUAAAUUGUACAUUAAUGAAACUGAACCUGUAAAGCAAGUUAUGUCCGAUAAAGCUGAUUAA
Molecule: messenger RNA, 1182 nt
Organism: Yamadazyma jaroonii
Lineage: Eukaryota; Fungi; Ascomycota; Pichiomycetes; Serinales; Debaryomycetaceae
Source: the annotation of a GenBank genome assembly